Molecule: messenger RNA, 861 nt
Organism: Nerophis lumbriciformis (worm pipefish)
Lineage: Eukaryota; Metazoa; Chordata; Actinopteri; Syngnathiformes; Syngnathidae
Source: RefSeq, a predicted model, not a curated record
AUGAGUAGCUCAGAAGACAGCGGGAGCAAAGGCUCGACGGGGCCCCUUUCCAGCUUCACCAUCCGCUCCAUUCUAGGCACGCCAUCCGAAGCGAGCCCGACACCGCUCGCGCUUCAGCACGCGCCGCCUGCGCUGCCGCCGCAUCCGGGUGCGAAGGAGCUUGCCGGGGCACUUGCAACGGCGCGGAGGAGGACGCUGUCCGUGUCAUCCGAGGAAGAGUGCAGCGGCGGGGAGGACUCGGCCGACUGCUUCUGUUCCGAGCCGGCCCGCGGACACGCGUGUGGCCAGAACCGCACGCAGAACGCCUUCUCCUACUUAGGUCCUGCCAAAGGGCUCUUAUCAACAAACGAUGGCCUGUCGAGGCGGCCGCCCCUGCUGCAUGACUACAACAAGGAGGAGGAGCAGGAGCGAGCCAUGCUGUCCCCCCUGUCCGAGGAGAGGCAGUCAGACACAGGCGACAAGCACCCCCAGGGCUCGUCGGCCAAGAAGAAGACGCGCACAGUCUUCUCCCGCAGCCAAGUGUACCAACUAGAGUCCACAUUUGACAUGAAGCGGUACCUGAGCAGCUCAGAGCGCGCCUGCCUGGCAUCCAGUCUGCAGCUGACCGAAACGCAGGUCAAAACGUGGUUUCAGAACCGCAGGAAUAAAUGGAAGCGACAGCUCUCGGCUGAGCUGGAGGCGGCCAACAUGGCGCAUGCCUCGGCACAGACUCUGGUAGGCAUGCCGCUGGUUUUCCGGGAGAACUCCGUUCUGCGCUUCCCAGUGCCCCGCUCCAUUGCCUUCCCCACACCCCUCUACUAUCCUGGCAGCAAUCUGCCAGCCCUGCCUUUGUACAACCUGUACAAUAAGGUCGACUACUAA